Nomascus leucogenys (northern white-cheeked gibbon) is the source of this 1131-nucleotide messenger RNA. Its product is annotated as low affinity immunoglobulin gamma Fc region receptor III-A. Gene Ontology annotation, molecular function: transmembrane signaling receptor activity. Gene Ontology annotation, biological process: cell surface receptor signaling pathway; regulation of immune response. The record is from RefSeq and is a predicted model, not a curated record. NCBI's taxonomy places the organism in Eukaryota, Metazoa, Chordata, Mammalia, Primates, Hylobatidae.
AUGGCUGAGGGCACACUCCGGCAGAUUCUGUGUGUGCCCUCAGAUGCUCAGCCGCAGACCUUUGGGGGAAUAAAGGGGGCAGACCCACCCACCUUGCCUCCAGGCUCUUUCCUUCCUGUUCCUGUUCUAUGGUGGGGCUCCCCCAGACUUCAGAUUGAGAAGUCAGAUGAAGUUUCAAGAAAAGGAAACUGGUGGGUGACAGAGAUGGGUGGAUGGGCUGGGGAAAGGCUGUUUACUUCCUCCUGUCUAGUAGGCUUGGUCCCUUUAGGGCUCUGGAUAUCUGUGGUGACUUGUCCACUCCAGCGGGGCAUCAUGUGGCAGCUGCUCCUCCCAACUGCUCUGCUACUUCUAGUUUCAGCGGAAACUGGCACGCGGACUGAAGAUUCCCCAAAGGCUGUGGUGUUCCUGGAGCCUCAAUGGCACAGGGUGCUCGAGAAGGACAAUGUGACUCUGAAGUGCCAGGGAGCCUACUCCCCUGAGGACAAUUCCACACAGUGGUUUCACAAUGGGAGCCUCAUCUCAAGCCAGGCCUCAAGCUACUUCAUUGCCACUGCCAGAAUCCAUGACAGUGGAGAGUACAGGUGCCGGACAAACCUCUCCGCACCCAGUGACCCGGUGCAGCUAGAAGUCCAUAUCGGCUGGCUGUUGCUCCAGGCCCCUCGGUUGGUGUUCAAGGAGGAAGACCCUAUUCACCUGAGGUGUCACAGCUGGAAGAACACUGCUCUGCAUAAGGUCACAUAUUUACAGAAUGGCAAAGGCAGGAAGUACUUUCAUCAUAAUUCUGACUUCUACAUUCCAAAUGCCAAACUCGAAGACAGCGGCUCCUACUUCUGCAGGGGGCUUAUUGGGAGUAAAAAUGUGUCUUCAGAGACUGUGAACAUCACCAUCACUCAAGGUUUGGCAGUGACCACCAUCUCAUCAUUCUUUCCACCUGGGUACCAAAUCUCUUUCUGCUUGGUGAUGGUAUUCCUUUUUGCAGUGGACACAGGACUAUAUUUCUCUGUGAAGAGAAACAUUCGAAGCUCAACAAGAGACUGGAAGGACCAUAAAUUUAAAUGGAGAAAGGACCCUCAAGACAAAUGACCCCCAUCCCAUGCAGGUAAUAAGAGCAGUGGCAGCAGCAUCUCUGAA